Molecule: messenger RNA, 921 nt
Organism: Komagataella phaffii GS115
Lineage: Eukaryota; Fungi; Ascomycota; Pichiomycetes; Pichiales; Pichiaceae
Exons: 1
Coding region: 1-921 (306 amino acids)
Source: RefSeq, a predicted model, not a curated record
AUGGCUUUUUUGUCGAAGUUCUUGGGGGGCAAAUCCGGCGAAGCCCAGGCGGCUGAGGAGAUCUCAGAAAUAGUUCCUCUUUCACAGUGCCCCGCUACUUGUUCGGCCGCUGAGUGCUUCACAAGGUAUCCAAACAGUUACAAAGAUGACCCAGGCUCCAAAAACGAUCUCCUUUGGAAAUCAACUAAACCGUACUCUUUACACAUUAUCAUUCCAACGGGUAAGUCCGAUUGGAAGCGUGACGCCACUGAUGUUGAUGGCACGAUUUUAAAAUCAAUCUCUCAUUGGGCUUCAUCUACCAAGCUGGUUCCAAAAGCGGUUAAAGUCUCCACAUCAUCCAUACCCCAGUCUAAUGCCAAGGAUCCAAGAAUUGCCGAACAGACAGCUGGGGAUAUUUUAAUUCUUCCGUACUUUGUAUGGGUCAAGCAGUUGUGUAUGGAGGAUGUUGAUGCCGUAUUGGACGAGCUAGUGCCCAUUCUUUUUUCAAAUUUCUCUAUCGAAACUACCCAAGUGGAACCAAUAGAUAUUCCCGCCGAAAUCAAAGGUUAUGAGAUCGUUAAAGACACAAACAAGUCCUAUGUGUUCUUGUGCUCGCAUAAAACAAGGGAUAAACGUUGCGGAAUCACCGCACCUAUCAUUAAGAAGGAGAUGUGCAUUCACCUUCGUGAUCACGAUCUCUACAGAGAUCUCGGAGAUGAUAGACCAGGCGGAGUGCAAGUUCAUUUUAUCAAUCAUGUCGGAGGUCACAAGUAUGCAGCAAAUGUUCUCAUUUACUUGAAGUCUGGGGCUAAUAUCUGGUUGGCAAGAUGUAACCCCUUUAAUGUCAAACCUAUCAUAGAAGAAACCAUCCUAGGGGGCGGCAAAGUGUGGCCGGAGCAUGUGAGAUUGGUCCAGAAAUCUACAAAGCCUCUACAGUGGUAG